Molecule: messenger RNA, 1929 nt
Organism: Spea bombifrons (plains spadefoot toad)
Lineage: Eukaryota; Metazoa; Chordata; Amphibia; Anura; Pelobatidae
Exons: 2
Coding region: 562-1929 (455 amino acids)
Molecular function (GO): zinc ion binding; nucleic acid binding
Source: RefSeq, a predicted model, not a curated record
CAAGUGUAAAGGGUAUAAAUUGGCAUGACUACAAAGACAAGGUCUCUUUCUACGCUCUUUCUAUGCUCUUUCUACGCUCUUUCCACGCUCUCAUCUUCAUCUCACCAAGAUACUAAGCCUACAGUACCUUUUAUCACCAUUUGUUCCAGCAUUGGUAUUGUAUGAAUUGAUAAUUUGUCAUCGAAUAAACCUAAUUAAUAGACUUUGAAGCUGUGGUCUUGAUUGCUGUUUGAUCACUGGAGAAGCUUAGAUAUUCAAGACAAAGAAUAUUCUAACAAAUUGACGAGCCAGCCAGUCUUUAGUCAGUUUUCUACGGCGAGCCUUUACUGCACGUUUGUUUUUGACUUUUCCUCUUCCGACAAAGGGGGGAUAGUGUGCAGUUGUCUGAAGAGAUCAAAGAGAUCCUCUGACUAAAAACAAAAAACCUAGCAGUGUGAUCAGAAGAAAGUGUAAUUGAACACUACCAGACCAUUACCAGACCACGUGGUGAGAAGGAAGAGCAUUCCAGAACCGUGUAUCGUAGUGAGAGCAGACUGAGCAAGCAACUGAUCUACGGUAAGUAUGGAUUUUAUUAAUACUUUGUCUUCCGGAAGUAAACUUGAAUUUACGUUUGUUCCUUAUACGGCUAGUGAUUCAGCUUUGUGGCAUGAUUUAUGGCGUCAAUGUGAAGAUGCAAAUAAGAAGAUAGACAAAAAGAUAUUUUCUGUGAAUAAGGAGAAACAAAAGUUGAGGAAUGUAAUGAAGAUGAUUAAGAUUUUUAAUACAUUACUUGAUGGUGGUGAUAAUCUGACUAAUAAUGAUGUUAGUCAAAGUAAUUCACAGAGUAGUGACAUGGUUAAAAAUGAGAUGCACAAUGUGUGUGCAAUAGAAAAGGAAUGUCCUAAAUGUGAUUUAUUAACUGAAGAGAUCUCUGAUUUGUCGGAUUGCUUAGAAAUUAAGAAUUUGUUAAUUACAAAAUUGCAGAAAGACUUGAAACAAGUUUGUGUAAUUACAAGGGGAGAUAGACAAAGACACAGCUUAAUUCCAGAAAAUGUAGAGGAUGAACCAGAGGUCAGUUCAGAACAGGAACUGCAAAGGAAGAAGCUUAGAAAUAAGGCAGCAAAACUAAAAUUACAGAUUCAAAGCGAAUUAAUGAAAUUACUUAAAGAAAUACCGCCGUAUAAUUCUAAUUUGGAUGCAUUUGGUAAUGCAGAUGUAUUUGAAUCGAAUACAGAGAAGCAUAAUUUGAAUAAUGAACAAAGAAACAGAUUAUUUAAAAUUUGGUUACCUACGUACAUGAGUAGAAGGUUAGUAGCUCCAAUAAGUGCUCCUAUAGUGGAGGAUGAUGAAAUCAUCCAUGGAACAGAUAAGGAUAGACUCCAACAGUUGAUUAAGUUUACAACUGGAAAUGAAAAUCCAACACUUGACAUACUAGAAAACCUGAAACCUACAAUUUCAGAGGAUCCAUUUUCUUUCUUGUUAAGAUUUGAGCAGGCUUACAGAUUCGUUUUUAACAUUUCUGAUGAUGAAUGUCCUGCCUCUAUGAUUCAAGUUUUUGUUAAAAAGUUUAACUACCUGGAUCCUACUAGCAUAGCAAUUGCUUCUGAUAUGCAAACACUUGAGGAUGCUGCUGCAUUUAUUGAUAAAAUCAGGAGAGAAUGCAGACAUGAAGGGGUUAAAAUGAAUGUGUCUGUAGUUAACAUGGUUAAUAGCAAGAAUAUAGGUAGAAAGGAGAGAUCACAUUUCAUUCACCCCCCUUCUCCCCCUCAGGAAUUUAAACAUACCCAGAUGCAGAAUCCCAGGGGACACAGGUUUUGGAAUAAAGAGUCUUUUCACUGUUUCUAUUGCAAGAAACUGGGACAUUUUAAAAGACAAUGUCGCAAAUUUCUCUAUAAUAAAAAAUUAUACAAAUGGAUUUGUUUACAGUUCAGAUCCAAAUGUAUAUACUAA